Messenger RNA from Scophthalmus maximus (turbot), 1960 nucleotides. RefSeq names its product equilibrative nucleoside transporter 2. NCBI's taxonomy places the organism in Eukaryota, Metazoa, Chordata, Actinopteri, Pleuronectiformes, Scophthalmidae. Gene Ontology annotation, cellular component: basolateral plasma membrane; plasma membrane. The record is from RefSeq and is a predicted model, not a curated record. Gene Ontology annotation, molecular function: nucleoside transmembrane transporter activity. Bases 723 to 1835 code for a protein of 370 amino acids. The transcript has 12 exons. Gene Ontology annotation, biological process: hypoxanthine transport; guanine transport; nucleoside transmembrane transport.
CUGCUGGUUCUGAGCGCACGUGCAACUGACUCAGUGUGCGCGCGCUCACAACGUCCUCAUUCAAAUACCUGGACCGAGAGCAACAUCCGGACAACAACCGGACAAACAACCGGACAACUACCGGACAACAUCCGGACAACAACCGGACAACAUCCGGACAACAACCGGACAACAACCGGACAACUACCGGACAACUACCGGGGCAACUACCGGACAACAACCGGACAACAUCCGGACAACUACCGGACAAACAACCGGACAACAUCCGGACAACAACCGGACAACAUCCGGACAACUACCGGACAACAUCCGGACAACUACCGGACAACUACCGGGGCAACUACCGGACAACUACCGGACAACAUCCGGACAACAACCGGACAACAUCCGGACAACUACCGGACAACAACCGGACAACUACCGGACAACUACCGGACAACUACCGGGGCAACUACCGGGCAACUACCGGACAACAACCGGACAACAUCCGGACAACUACCGGGGCACCUACCGGACAACAGCCCGCCCGACCCUCAGGAACACGUCAGCUGACGUCGUCGUUUCUCUAAAACCUAGAGGAGACGUGACAACAGGAUGUGGACCGAGAAGAAACUGAGUCCGCCUGCUGACCGUAUUUCAACGAGCGCCUCGCGGUUCUUAACAUCACCUCUAACGGCACAUCAGGUGGCGGCACCACUACAGACUACAACUUUGACAGCUGGAUGGCCUUGCUCUCCCAGCUGCCCCUGCUCCUCUUCACGCUGCUCAACUCCUUCCUGUAUCAGUGGGUGAGGGAACGCGUCAGGGUGGUAUUCAGCCUCAUCACCAUCUUCAUCAUCUUCGCCCUCACUGCCGCUCUGGUCUCGGUCCCGAUGCAGCCGGACACAUUCUUCUCCGUCACUAUGACGAGCAUCUGGUUCAUCAACAUGUGCAGUGCGGUGCUGCAGGGUAGUCUGUUCGGCGUGGUCGGCCUGUUCCCUCAUCGUUACAACACUCUGUUCAUGAGUGGUCAGGGUCUGGCCGGGAUCUUCGCUGCCGUCGCCAUGCUCUCCUCCAUCUUGUGUGACGCGGAGAAGAGCUUGGCUGCGUUGGGAUACUUCAUCACUCCGUGUGUGGCCACUCUGGGGACUCUGCUGUGCUACCUGCUGCUGCCCCACCUGGACUUUGCUCGUUAUUACCUGAACAGGAGCCGUUCAGAAGCGUCGCAGGAACUCCUCGGCAGCUCAGACAAAAAGAUCUUGAACGGCAAAGACCUUGAAGCCAACGGGAAGUUCCUCGGUGAGCCACAGGAGGGUCGGGAGCGCUCGUCGGUCCUGGGAGUGUUCAAGAAGAUCUGGCUGAUGGCUCUGUGCGUGACGUGCGUGUUCGCCGUCACCGUGUCGGUGUUUCCGGUCGUCACAGUUCGAGUGCAAACCGUCUACAAGGACAACGCCGCCUGGGACAAAGUCUUCACCUGUACAUGCUGCUUCAUCGUUUUUAACGCCAUGGACCUGGCCGGCCGCGGCACGCCGUCUCUCGUCCAAUGGCCAUCGAAGGGCAGCCUCCUGUUUCCUGCCACCGUGGUGUCUCGUCUGGUUUUCGUCCCUCUGCUCAUGAUGUGCAACGUGGAGAACUCCCGUCUCACCGUCCUCUUCAGCCACGACGCUGCCUUCGUCGCCAUCAUGGCUCUGUUCUCCUUCUCCAAUGGAUACUUGGCAACCCUCUGCAUGGCCUACGCUCCACAGCUGGUGCACCGUCAGGACGGCGAGACCGUCGGCUCUCUGAUGACCUUCUUCCUGGUUCUGGGUCUGGCUCUGGGAGCGUCUCUCUCCUUCCUACUGGGAAAACUGGUGUAGACGGCGGCAGGUGGCCACCACCACCACCACCAUCACCACCAUCACCAUCACCACCACCACCACCACCACCAUCACCACCACCACCACCACCACCAUCAUCACCACCACCACCAUCACCACCAUCA